AUUUGGGCUAUGACAUCCUCACCUCUGGAGCGGUAGCCAUUAAUAGACCUCAAUUAAUUGUUAAAGGGUCUGAACACGAAUUCCGCACCUCAAUUUUAUAUGACACUACCACCAGAAAUAUUAUUGCCAGAGACUACAAGGCUGAUGAAGCGAAUAAGAAUCCGAAAGGGCUCCAGGAAGGCGUUAUUUAUAUACACAACACCCUAAGCGAGCUCGCUGACAUUUAUUUAAAACCCAAUCAACAACCUUUCUAUAAUAUGGCACUGUACGUGCUCUUAUGCAAGGAAGCUAUAGACCUGUUACAAAUAAUACGGUAUUAUUAUGAACUAGGAUUGAAUAGUGUAGAUAUGGAUUUUUGCUAUUCUUUGAAUUUUCCAACCAGUUGGGAUUAUGAAAUAAGAGAAGAAUUGUUCCUGCCUCUAUUCGUAAAAGCUGGUCUUCUCCAUGAAAAUGAUAGUCCGGGCAGGCUGGUGUUUUUUUCAAUGUUAGAGUUAAAUUUUCAGAACAUACAGGCAGGUAGAUACAACUAUGCUGAUAGAAACUUAAAGUAUGGUGAUCAGCGCGUUAUGUGUACAAUUGAUUAUCAAGGUACAUACUCCGUGGAUUUGAAAUUGGUAUCAGCUCAAUAUCCUGCCUUCAGAUUAGCACAAAGAAAAUUGGUGCCACAAUUGUUGAAACAAACUCACUUUGUAAUCCCGUUUGGACCAAAGGAACUACGAUUAUCAUUAAUAGCAUGUGUGGAAAAGCAUUGUGAUACUACGUUAUCAUCAGAAUCUAUCGACAACAUGCUUGAUAAACUCAGUCGAAAGAAGAUAUAGGUGAUGUUUUACAUGAUCAGCCAUUGCCAGACUUGAAAUCUCGCUGGGCGAAUAGAUUAAUUACUUUAGAGGACAUACUUGAACAUUUCUCUGGUUCUGCCGAAAAAUUCUUAAGAAGUGAAGUAGAUAAAUUUCUUGUAGGCACGAGCAAUACAGUACCUAG
Messenger RNA from Mucor mucedo, 981 nucleotides. RefSeq lists its product as uncharacterized. The record is from RefSeq and is a predicted model, not a curated record. The coding region runs from base 258 to 818 and encodes 186 amino acids. NCBI's taxonomy places the organism in Eukaryota, Fungi, Mucoromycota, Mucoromycetes, Mucorales, Mucoraceae. The transcript is spliced from 3 exons.